Asterias rubens (European starfish) is the source of this 6264-nucleotide messenger RNA. Its product is annotated as multiple epidermal growth factor-like domains protein 6. Lineage: Eukaryota; Metazoa; Echinodermata; Asteroidea; Forcipulatida; Asteriidae. The coding region runs from base 2 to 5665 and encodes 1887 amino acids. Gene Ontology annotation, molecular function: scavenger receptor activity; protein binding. The transcript has 8 exons. The record is from RefSeq and is a predicted model, not a curated record.
CAUGGCUUGGUACUACGCGGUGGUCCUGCUCGCCUUCGCGGCCUUCGGGGGGAGCUUUGGACAGGACAGUUACGAGAAUGCAACUGCCCUAUGUGUUCCUGCUACCCACAUACCAGUGGGUCUUCAUACGGGAGUGUGUGAACAUGACCAACCAAUGCUUGUAACUCGAAACCGCCAAAUCACUGCAUUUCGGACAGAGGCGCACAGGGUACCAUGCGGAUGGCAGAACACUGACUCAUGUAUAAUGCACAGACCUACUUAUUACCUUGCGUUCGAAGAGGUGAGACAAAUGGAAACGAGGAAGGCGAUUUUCUGCUGUCCAGGCUACACCGGUGACCCUAACACCCAAGCUGGAUGUAGCCCGGUUUGCUCAAAUCCUUGCGCACACGAAGGGAUCUGUGUCGCACCAAACGUCUGUGCAUGUGUUUCGGGCUGGACUGGACCAAGCUGUAACACACCUUGCCCGGUGAAUAUGUAUGGUGUUCAGUGUCUAGAGAUGUGUAGGUGUGAAAAUGGGGGCAUAUGUAACCCAAUGACUGGUGCGUGUCAAUGCCCGGCUGGGUACAGAGGUGUUUACUGCGAGAUACAAUGUGCAGAGGGAACUUACGGUCUUGAGUGCACCGGGCUGUGCGAGUGUCACAACGGCGCAUCGUGUGAUUUUGUUACGGGAGCGUGCUUCUGUUCUCCAGGCUACCAGGGCCAAUAUUGUGCAGCGUUCUGCGACCAGGGUAUGUUUGGUGCUCGGUGCAGCAAAACGUGCCGCUGUUCGCAGAGCGAUAGCUACUGCUACGCUGUUGACGGACGUUGCUCAUGCGGGCCGGGAUACAUCGGGGAGUUCUGCCAAGAUAGGUGCGUGGAGGGCUUGUACGGCAUGCGGUGUGAGUCGCCGUGUCUCUGCGAGAAUGCAGCCACGUGCAAUCAUGUCGACGGAAUGUGCGUGUGCGCACCUGGAUACACUGGGGUCCAAUGUGGGGUUGUUUGUUCUCCAGAUACAUACGGGCGAAACUGCGAGCAACGAUGUCGAUGUCAAAACGGCGAUUGCCACCAUGUGACCGGGGAAUGUUCAUGCUUUGCCGGUUGGAUUGGAGAUGACUGUAACACUCCGUGUUCAGCCGGUUUCUACGGACAGGGUUGCUCAAAGAUGUGUCGCUGUAUGAACGGAGGGGUGUGUCAUCACGUCACCGGUGCAUGCAGGUGUACUGUGGGAUGGCAAGGUGAAUUCUGUGCGGACCCCUGCACAUCUGGGUCAUUUGGUCUCGGCUGUCUCAAAUCAUGCCAGUGUCAGAAUGGUGGCUCAUGUCAUCACAUCGACGGCUCAUGUAUCUGUUCACCAGGAUGGAAGGGCUCUGUUUGCAGUGAAGUUUGUGCUUCAGGCUUCUAUGGACGACAAUGUAGCGAGAGAUGCCAGUGUGCAAAUGGUGCAUCCUGCUAUCACAUCACAGGGGCAUGUCAGUGCACUGCCGGGUGGCAGGGUGAAUUCUGUGCGAGUCCUUGUCGUGAAGGUACUUUUGGUCUUCGAUGCACCGAGAACUGCCGGUGUGAAAACGGUGCGGGCUGUGACCACAUAGAUGGGCAGUGUUCGUGCACUCGUGGCUGGCAAGGGAUGUUUUGUAAUCUACCGUGUGAUCACGGGUUAUUCGGCUACGACUGUCAAACAGAGUGUCGCUGCCAAAACGACGCACAGUGUCAUCAUGUUGAUGGGUCUUGUAGUUGCACAGACGGUUACACUGGUCUUACAUGCUCUGAUGUGUGCACCGCUGGAUUUUAUGGUCGGAACUGUCUCGAAAAUUGCUUAUGUCAAAGUGGAGGUGUUUGCCAUCAUAUCACGGGCAUAUGUAGUUGCCUUGCUGGGUGGAUAGGGCCUGCCUGUGCCCAACCAUGCCCUAUUGGUCGGUAUGGACUUGACUGUUCAACUGAUUGUUUGUGUCAAAAUGACGCCUCUUGUAACAACGUUGAUGGAAGAUGUAACUGUGCGCCAGGGUGGAUGGGAGUAGUGUGCGACCAGCCGUGCAGUCCUCCUUACUUCGGUAUGGGAUGUGAGAAAGUGUGUAGAUGUCUGAAUGGUGCUGCUUGUAGUCACAUCGAUGGUAUGUGCACAUGUGCUGCUGGUUGGAAAGGGGAGCGAUGCGACUUACCGUGUGAUGAGGGCUUCUACGGUUUCAACUGUAACCAACGGUGUCAAUGUGUGAACGGUGGGAUAUGUGAUACUGUGAGUGGAGCUUGCACCUGCCCACCGGGAUGGAGAUUGUUCUGUUCUGAUCCUUGUGAGACAGGCUUCUAUGGUCAAGAUUGCUCGGGCAUAUGUAGAUGUCAGAAUGGUGCUGAAUGUAGCCGUUUCGAUGGUACAUGUGUCUGCUCUUCGGGCUGGUACGGAGCCUCAUGUGACACUCCAUGUCUGCCUGGUACAUUUGGGUCUGGUUGUGAGAAAACAUGUAGAUGUAACAACGAUGCCACUUGUUCACGUUUCGAUGGCAGCUGUACGUGUCAACCAGGUUGGACAGGACGGUCUUGUGAAACACCAUGCACACAGGGCUUCUUUGGAAGGGACUGUGCAUCUCGUUGUCUUUGUGAGAAUAGUGGAUCUUGUUCACCAGUGGACGGAACGUGUUCUUGUUCAGAUGGCUGGAUGGGCCAAUACUGUCAGGACCCCUGCACGGAAUCGAGGUAUGGUCCCAACUGUGUUAAUUAUUGUCGGUGUGAGAAUAGUGCAACUUGCUCCAGAGUAAAUGGUCAGUGUUUUUGUACAGCUGGGUGGACAGGCAGAUCGUGCAAUCAAGAGUGCAACAGAGGAUUCUGGGGUGCCGGGUGCACGGAAACUUGUACGUGUUUGAAUAACGCCAUGUGUUCUCGUUUCGAUGGUUCUUGCGUGUGUGCGGCAGGCUGGACAGGAACCAGCUGUGGUACUGAAUGCCGCCCUGGACAGCAUGGUCCCGACUGCACGCAGCAGUGUCGUUGCUCAAAUAAUGCCCCUUGUAAUCGGUUUAGUGGAGCUUGUACGUGCCCAGCAGGUUGGACCGGCGAUUUCUGCGACCAAGCUUGCUCAAGGGGUCUUUACGGACCAAACUGCGAGAACAACUGCCUGUGUGAGAAUGAUGGAUCCUGCAAUCGAUUCGAUGGAAGUUGUGACUGCCUUGCUGGUUGGACAGGGACUUUCUGUAACAUACCUUGCGAGAUGGACAGAUGGGGUGUAGACUGCCAGAGAGUGUGCAACUGUCAGAACGGUGGACUUUGUUCACGGUUCGAUGGGUUGUGUGCUUGUCAGGAGGGCUGGAUGGGAGACACUUGCAGGAUGCCGUGCCAGGUUGGAUUCUAUGGCGUUAACUGCGAGGGUGUCUGUUCUUGUUUGAACGGUGGGACUUGUUCAAGGUUUGAUGGUACGUGUUCCUGCCCCCCAGGAUUCACUGGACCUUCAUGCGCUCAACGUUGUCCAAGUGGUCAGUAUGGACUCAACUGUAUUAUCUCUUGCAAGUGUGCCAAUCAGGCGUCCUGUUCUGCUGUUGAUGGACACUGUAUCUGUCGACCGGGCUGGACCGGGGACCUCUGUGACGUGCCGUGUCCUCCAUUGCGAUGGGGUGCUAAUUGUGCUCAAUCUUGUUUGUGCAGAAACAAUGCCAACUGCAACCGAUUCACUGGUGAAUGUACCUGCCUUAGUGGUUGGAUGGGCGAGUAUUGUGACACAGCCUGUCUCCCAGACUACUUCGGGGUAAACUGUAACUCAGUGUGCUCAUGUUUGAACGGGGCAGCUUGCUCUCGAUUUGACGGGUCAUGCAGAUGUGGUUCAGGCUGGACUGGAGCUAACUGUGAUAGGCCUUGUGCGGAGAAUUUCUUCGGAGAAGACUGCCAGAACGAAUGCGGUUGUCAGAAUGGUGCAGGUUGUAGCAGAUUCGACGGGUCGUGUUCCUGUUUGGGCGGUUGGACAGGAAGGUUUUGCGAUCAGCCUUGUGAGGAGGGAAUGUUUGGUGUCAAUUGUAACUCUCAGUGUCAGUGUGGGAAUGGAGCAGCGUGCAAUCCUAUUGAUGGAUCUUGCUUAUGUGGGUCAGGGUGGACUGGGAUGGGGUGUCAGACCCCCUGUUCUGAAGAAAGAUGGGGACAAGGGUGUCAGAACAGAUGCUACUGUCAGAAUGGUGCUGUCUGCUCCAGGUUUGAUGGGACAUGUUCUUGCAAAGCCGGCUGGAAGGGACGCUAUUGCCACCUCUCAUGUCUCCAAGGCAGGCACGGUCCUGGAUGCACAUCACUCUGCCAAUGUAGAAAUGGCGCUUUGUGUGACAGAUUCAGUGGACGGUGCAUGUGUACUGCUGGUUGGGAGGGCUCGCUUUGCAAUAUUGAAUGUAAUGAGGGGAUGUAUGGAGUCGACUGUGCUCAGACCUGCCAAUGUCAAAACAACGCGAGGUGCGACAAAGCUACGGGGAGUUGUUACUGCGCCACCGGCUGGCACGGUGAGUUUUGUACAGAAUAUUGUCUGACGGGCACCUUUGGUCCGGACUGUCAAAGUCAAUGCAACUGUUUGAAUGGUGGCGAAUGUGACCGGUUGACGGGGUCUUGUGUGUGCAUGCCUGGCUGGUUUGGUAGGUUAUGCGAGCAGUCAUGCCCACCGUUGAGAUAUGGGGAAGGUUGCUCCAAAGUCUGCAGGUGUAUGAAUGGGGCUUCGUGUGAUGCAAUUACUGGUGCAUGCAGUUGUUUGUCUGGCUGGAUGGGAGCACGCUGUGACAUCCCGUGUUCACACGGGUCCUAUGGAGCAAAUUGUCUGUUGUUCUGCAACUGUGAAAACGACGCACAGUGUUCAAGGUUUGACGGUCAGUGCAUAUGUCCACCAGGGUUCGUGGGCGAUCGAUGCAGCCAGACAUGCUUUCAGAACACCUUCGGACUACAAUGCACGAGCGAGUGUCAAUGUCAGAAUGGGGCCACCUGCUCGACAUUCGACGGUUCCUGUGUCUGUCUGAGUGGCUGGAUGGGGACGCUUUGCCAGGUCCCAUGCGACGAAGACUCAUACGGGCCGUAUUGUACGGGCACGUGCAGGUGUUCCAACGGAGCUUCAUGCUCUCGGUUCGACGGUAGUUGUGCCUGUCAGGCAGGGUGGACGGGUCCGUCUUGCAGCAAUGCAUGUCCGGCUGGCCGCUACGGAACGGGGUGUUCGCAGAUAUGCCAGUGUCAAAAUGGCGCUUCUUGCGACAAAGUGACUGGUGCGUGUACAUGUAUACCAUUUCAAGGAUGGACAGGCCCGUUCUGCACACAGAGAGAGGGCAUGGGUUUCAGCACUAGCCAGAUGCUCUACGGGAGGAAUGUUCAAUGUAGCAGAGCUUCUACUUUCAACUUGAAUGGAUACCACAUGUUCGAAUGUGCAGACAUCAGUGUUGACACUAAGAGGUUUCCCAACCUGAUGACAUGCCGUCAAAUGUGGGUGGAUAGAGUACCCUCUAUGAGCGACCGUUAUUACCAAAUCCGAACGGACCACGUGGAUUUUUGCAUCAACCUCCUAAAGGCAUCAGGGCUGACUGGACGGUUCCAGGACGACGAUGUUUCGAUAGAAGCAUGGUACACAUGCACAGAUGCCGUGGAGUAUCGUAUUCAAUGGAUCAAUGGCGGAUGGCUGUACAAGGAGUCCCAGGACGCCGGUUAUACCAGAGACCUACGUUGCAGAAUCCCACAUGGAAAGCUCGUGCUGUAAGGACCGGGACGAGAACUACACCGGAAAUGGGAGAAUUUGGAACGCUAGAUGGCAGCAGACUUACCAGCUAAACUUCCAUAGACCUUUUCGCAAAUACCGAUUGCGCAAGCACUAACUGUUGAAUGAGGUGCAUUCUAGUCUAGCUAUGGAUCGAAUUUGAUCCCUAACAAACCAGAAUGCACCUAAUUCAACGCCUACUGUGCCCGCCCAGGUAUUGGCGAAAAGGCCUAUAAACCUUAUCGUCAAUACUCGGUACGCGCUCGUUCAGCGUGAAAUGAGCUGCAUGCUGGUCUAGCUAGCGAUCAAGUUUGACUGCUGGCUAGACUAGCAUGCACCUCAACAAUAAGCGCUUGCGCAAUAUUGGUAUUUGCGAAAAGUUUUACUGUUCAUGUAGUUUUGAGCGUGCGCACGUUUACAGAGAACAACUGAUUUACCUGGUGAAUAUGCUGCCACCUAGCGUCUCCAAAGACCCACAUAGACCCCUGCAUGGGCCACCACCUGUCAUGGCAAACAUUCGUGCACUGUGCAUUACUCCCUGCUGAUGAUAUAGACCUAUCUUUUGUUGAUAAACAAACAGCCUUGGUUGGCACGGUCGGCCG